Messenger RNA from Trichomonas vaginalis G3, 861 nucleotides. Its product is annotated as retrograde transport, endosome to Golgi. Lineage: Eukaryota; Parabasalia; Trichomonadida; Trichomonadidae. Gene Ontology annotation, biological process: retrograde transport, endosome to Golgi; intracellular protein transport. Gene Ontology annotation, cellular component: endosome; retromer complex. The coding region runs from base 1 to 861 and encodes 286 amino acids. The record is from RefSeq and is a predicted model, not a curated record. The transcript has a single exon.
AUGAGUAAAGAAUCUCCAUUAGACUUUGAUAUAGAUAUUAUUCCUCUGACGCCUCCACCAGAGUAUGGAAUAUUUAACUGUGGAGAUAGCUUUGAUUUAAAAGUUAAAAUUACGUCAAAAAACGGAUCUUUUUCCCAUAAAGGAAUAUUUUUCGAAUUUUCAACAGAUUUUAUAGGUGAAAACGGAAAACCUGUUCACCUUGAACAACCUGUUAGUACGCAACUUGUUCCUUCCGGAUCUUUUACAGGAUCAAUGGAAUGUCAGUUACCACAGAUUACAAUUCCAAAUAAAAUUCAGACAUAUCAUGGAAAGUUAUUCGCUAUUAAGCACAUCCUCAAAUUUGUUGCAAAGAAGUCAUUUAGUUCGAUUGAAUAUCAAGAAGAAAUUAAAGCCUAUAACUACACGCCAUGCGUUACAAAAUUACAACCCCUUUGCGUUAGAGUUGCUGUUACAGAAAAUCUUAGAAUCGAUUUGAUCAUUAAUCGUCGAAAAUUCGAAUUACGCGAUGUAAUCUUCGGAGCAGCCCAUUUUCUUUUGGUUGCACUCAAGAUUACUAAGUUUGAAAUACAAUUAAUCGCUCAAGAAAUAUCAGAACGAGAUGGAAAACCACAAAAAUGCAAAAAUGUUGUUCAUUCAUGGCAAGUAACGGAUGGAGCUCCUGUUAAAGGUGAAAUGAUCCCAUUUAGACUUUUCUUGUCUCCGUUAAACUUAAGCCCAAGCUGUGUAGACCAAGUAAAUGGUUUUUCAGUUUCCCACUUCUUACAUUUUAUCAUUUAUACGACUGGAAGACAGAAAUACUUCAAAUCACUACAGAUUAAGCUCGGAAAGUGGAAUUCUAUGCCAUUCCAAUUUUCUGAAUAA